Aplysia californica (California sea hare) is the source of this 1622-nucleotide messenger RNA. RefSeq lists its product as uncharacterized. The record is from RefSeq and is a predicted model, not a curated record. The transcript is spliced from 2 exons. The coding region runs from base 689 to 1603 and encodes 304 amino acids. Lineage: Eukaryota; Metazoa; Mollusca; Gastropoda; Aplysiida; Aplysiidae.
UGGGUGAAGACUUCAAGCAAGAGUCAAACAUGGAUUAACAAGAAACAACAGAACGACGUGACAUUACUCAGAAAAUUCGUUGUCGGCACUGAAUAUGUAUCGCAUUUGCUCAUUGGGAUUCUUAUUCGUCCAGAUACGCAGUGUGACAAAUCAACAGUGACAUUUCUGUAAUGUUUGGAAUAGUUGAUUUGUGAGGGAAGUCUUGCGGCACUUUUAUUUCAGACGAUCUGUAAUUAUGAUAUAUUAUUAACAAUAGCAAGAAAACACAUGCGAGGAUUAAUUGGUGUUUCUUAGGCUCAGAAAUUUUCAAAGGGAUAUUUAUUCGUUGUGCUACGAUAAAUGAGUGAUACAUUUAUUAAAGAGGUAAAUUCGUUAAUGAAAGUUUUGUAAUGCUUUUCUAGAAAUUGGGCAAGUGAUAUGCUCUUUAUCUUAGAAAAAAAGAUCACGAUUCUUUCUCAUAAAAGUGUUAUUCAAAAGGAUGUAGUUUUCAUGUAAGAAACCUGGAUAUCGAGCUUUUCAACGGCGUUCUUUGACAUGGGAAUUGUAGAUUCGAUUUUGAAGUCAAGGGCGCGAAACAAUAAACAAGGUGAGAGCUCAGAUUUUAAACUGCCCACGUGACUCCUGCGCGUGCGCCGACGAUGUCAUGUGAUCAGAGAGUUCCCGCGAAUUUCUGGUGUGAACCUCAGACAUGCACCGGGCCACUGAUGACGUCCCCACCAUAGCGAGGCUCAGCGGAACACGUCAGUGUUGUGUUCUCUAUGUCAUCUUCACCAUGGCUGCCGUUUGUGUCGUUGUUGCUUCGACUGACGUCACAACAAAUCCGCAAAACGGUGGCGCAACCGGAAAUGCCUUCGUGUACGACGACUACAGAAGUAAUUCUACGCUACAGUUAGAUAUCGUCUUUAUCUGCGAUGGAACUGCCCGUGAGUAUUGCUCUGCUGACGUGAUGAUGUCAGAAAUAAACAAACAUUUUCCGCCCCCUGAUGAUUUAUUCUUCAGCGAUGAAGACAGUUCUUUCAAUAUAAGUGACUGUGACGUAAACCCACAAUCAAAAUGUCACAAUUUCUUUUCCAACACCAAAAACACAACGUCCCCGCCAAACGGAGUGCGUUAUUCUUUGGUCAACAACUCAAUAGUCGCCACGAAAUUGUUGGAGUCUGAUUCUUCGUCAUCAUUUUUUCUGAAAUUGAACGUGACGUUUCACGUGUUGACUGGGGAUUACCCGGAUCUGUUGGUUGAAAUUAACACUUUGGCCGUGACAGCUUCUGCUGACGUCAUCAUUGCUGUGGGCGGGGCGGUCACUUUGCAGUCUUCAGCGUUUGUCGGAGAUGCGUUGGACAUUCCUACUAUUGGAUAUAUUACCAACUUUAAAGAUGGCAUAAAGAACAUCUACGGCCGAACAUUCACGAGUUUGAACCCAAGCCCCGAGGCUCAAGGAACAGCCCUUGCCCAGGUCAUAGGCAGUUUCAACAUGAAGCAGACGACAGUGAUGGUAGAGGACACACGAUUGGCAGACGGAUUCCUGUCUGGCGUCCGGAAGGUGGUAGGGGACCGGAACCAGGAUGUAUUUCGCAUUCUUCCGCUGCAACGGGACAUCAGGUGAGAUAGAUAGAUAGAUAGAU